Messenger RNA from Magallana angulata, 2413 nucleotides. RefSeq lists its product as uncharacterized. The coding region runs from base 32 to 1837 and encodes 601 amino acids. The record is from RefSeq and is a predicted model, not a curated record. The transcript has 3 exons. NCBI's taxonomy places the organism in Eukaryota, Metazoa, Mollusca, Bivalvia, Ostreida, Ostreidae.
CGUAAUUCGUGCCCAAUUUAUAGUUGUAAAGAUGGGAGGCACGAGGAUAAUACUGGCUGGAAGUUUUCUCGUUAGCUUUUUCGUGACCACACUAUGUCUUACUACUCCCCCUUCUACCCACAAUCAGAGACGGAAUGUUCUGACUAACUUCUACGUCAAACAGCCCAAGAACAAGAUGCCGUUUGAUAUGUCCGGAAAAACCAUUUCUCAGCUCACACAGGCACAUUUCGAACCUUAUAUCAAAGAGGCAACAAAGACAAAAGAUAAAAACGCUGCUUAUGACCCAGUCAAUCAAAGUCAGCACCCAAAUCAGAUCUACGAGCCCGAGGUCGUUGGAGCUGCUAACAUCCUUUAUCAACCUGAGGUGAAGCAGCAGUAUCAGCCUGAGCCACCAAACAAUCAAUAUCCGGAACCACCAAACAACCAAUAUCCAGAACCACCAAAUAACCAAUAUCCGGAACCACCAAACAAUCAAUAUCCGGAACCCCCAAACAACCAAUAUCCGGAACCCCCAAACAACCAAUAUCCGGAACCACCAAACAACCAAUAUCCGGAACCGCCAAACAACCAAUAUCCGGAACCACCAAACAACCAAUAUCCGGAACCACCAAACAACCAAUAUCCGGAACCACCAAACAACCAAUAUCCGGAAUCACCUAACAACCAAUAUCCGGAACCACCCAACAACCAAUAUCCAGAACCACCAAACAACCAAUAUCCGGAACCACCAAAUAAUCAAUAUCCGGAACCACCCAACAACCAAUAUCCGGAACCACCUAACAACCAAUAUCCGGAACCACCCAACAACCAAUAUCCGGAACCACCAAACAACCAAUAUCCAGAACCACCAAACAACCAAUAUCCGGAACCACCAAAUAAUCAAUAUCCGGAACCACCCAACAACCAAUAUCCGGAGCCACCCAACAACCAAUAUCCAGAACCACCAAACAACCAAUAUCCGGAACCACCAAACAACCAAUAUCCGGAACCACCUAACAACCAAUAUCCGGAACCACCCAACAACCAAUAUCCAGAACCACCAAACAACCAAUAUCCGGAACCACCAAAUAACCAAUAUCUGGAACCACCAAACAAUCAAUAUCCAAACAUCGAACCCUCUGUCUCUGAGCCACAUACUAAUCCAUCUCAAGUUCUUCAUUCUGAACCACCUGCAUCAGCAUUCCAGGUCAAAUUACAGGUCACGCCUUCCAAAACAGGAAACAAUAAACCCAAUGAACCAUUCAACCCAUUCAGCAACUCUGCUUCUCAACCCGCACAUAAUUUCCAGAAUGUACCUUCCGGGCCUGCUCACGAGGCUUCUUAUCCGGAACCACCUAAUAACCAGAAUCCAUAUCCGGAGCCACCAGUACCUGUGCCGGAAUACCCUGGAGCUGUACCUGAAGUGGAACCACCUGUAGAACCGGUCCCAGUUCCCGCUAUGUCAAAGGGGGCGCCGAAAACUGUUGUAAGUCUGUCAAGCUCGGGUUUAAGUUCAAAUAACAUGGCUAAGAGUGUCGCAGGUGCCGGAGCAGCGACAGUUUUGGAACCUGUCUCAGAGCCUGUUCCAGUACCAGUCAGGCCUAACACCACCCCGAAGCCUUUAACCCGUGCCGAGAAGAAACGACUGAGGCGACUGCAGAAAAAGAAGGAAAGGGAAGCUAAGAAAAAGGCGAGAGAGGCCGCUAAAAAGGCCAAGAAACUCAAAGAACAGCAAAAGCGACUUGCAAGGCAAAAGGCGAAAAAUAGUCGUAGAAAGGCACCAAGAACAAAAACAACAAGAACAUCCAAAACGCCCAGAAGAAGGACAAGGAAAAGAAACCCGGGCAAGAAGGUAUAGGUGAAGGACAACCACAAACUGUUAACAAACAAUGUUCACUUGGUAAUUUUCUAAAGUUAUGUACCUGAUUUACGAGUGUCCACUUACAUGUAAAGACUUUAAGAAGGAAAAAGGAAAUCCUGAAGUUAGAGGAGUAUUAAAGGUCGUCGAGAGAAUGAAAUACAGUCAUGGUUUUUUUUAUUUAUAAACUAUUGAAUUUAUCAUUGAAAAUAUAACAAAUAUAUCAUAUAACUACGAUAACAAUAUUCAGAUUAACCCAAACAAGUCAAAAUCGUAAUGAUAUCUAUCUUUAAAAUUAAUAAUCGUAACAACUGUUUUGCAUUAAUACUCCAGAGUAAUCUUCCAUUGUAAAUUCUCUAUGUUAGAGUUAUCUUCCCUUUUCAAAAAGCUGUUUAUGUAUAGCUGUACUAACAAAUAAAUUGUGAUCUCCAACGGGAGGAGAAAAGAAACGCCCGGCCAAUGGUAAUCGCUUCAGUGGAAAUGAAGUUCACAACACGUUUAAUGUGUUAGCUCGUGCUGCGUUGUUAUAAAUCAUUGUACUCAUGUGUUGAAUAAAUUAUUUAUCAUUUAGAAUAA